UAACUCCAGUCUGCGCUCAACUCUGUGGAGGAGUUGAGGUACUUGGCAAAUCACAGUACAAUACACUGCAGUAUCAACAAGCUGAAUUCAACUUUGGAUUGGAGAUCUGAUGCCUGUGUGUAGUCCACCAGCAGCGAUUCAUUUCCACAAUGAGCCAAGGCAUAAUCAAGGAGGAAAUUCUUCGAGAUGAUCUAAAAUACUACUUCAUGAGCCCUUGUGAGAAAUACAGGGCCAGACGCCAGUUGCCAUGGAAACUGGGGGUGCAGAUCCUGAAAAUAAUCAUGAUCACAUCACAGCUUAUCUUGUUUGGACUGAACAACCAGCUUGUGGUUUCCUACAAGGAGGAGAAUGCUAUGACCUUCAAGAACCUGUUCCUCAAGGACUAUAGUGGAGUUGAUGAGGACGAUUACAGUGUAGCUCUUUACUCCCAACAAGCCGUCUAUGACAGUCUGUUCUAUGUGCUGGAUCAGUACCGCCAGUUGGGGCGCCUCUCUGUGGGGCCUAUCAGUUACGCUGAGGAGGAUGGGAAACUGUUACCUCUGGUCAUCUGUAAGGAGUACUACAAGAGAGGCAAUGUGGAACCCUCGGAUGAUGCCUACGACAUUGAUGCUCAGUUAGAAAAAGUUUGUAUGACACAUGAUCCAACAAACGUGAGCCAGUGGAAAGCAGAAAAUGUGUCUUUUUUCAAUCUGGAAUUUUACAGGCUUGUCGAUAUCAAGAUCACUUUUCAACUUAAAGGAAUCAACCUGCAAACAGUGCGCUCACAUGAGUUACCGGACUGUUAUCUAUUUUUUGUUACGAUCACAUUUGAUAACCAGUGUCACAGUGGAAAGAUAAAAAUCUUCCUUGACAUUGAUGCACUGAGCAGUGCGUGCAAAAACUGGACGAUUUCAGGGACUGCUCAGAAGAACACACACUACCUUCUGGUGUUUGAUGGCUUUGUCAUACUGGUUUGCCUGACCUCGGCCGUGCUAUGCACACGCUCCAUCGUUCUGGCAGUCAAAUUACUGCAGAGAUUUUCCAGGUUCUUCCGUGAGAAUUAUAAUCACAAGGUGUGUGAGACUGACAAAAAGGAGUUUUUAAAUGGCUGGUAUGUUUUGGUGAUCGUCAGUGACGCUAUGGCCAUAGUAGGAUCCAUAUUGAAGAUGGAAAUACAAGCAAAGAGUCUUACCAGCUACGAUGUGUGCAGCAUCUUUCUGGGAACUUCUACGCUGAUGGUGUGGGUGGGAGUGAUCAGGUACCUGGGCUACUUCCAAAAGUACAAUGUGCUCAUCCUGACUAUGAAGACUGCCUUCCCCAAGGUGAUCCGCUUCUGUUGCUGUGCUGGCAUGAUCUACUUGGGGUACACAUUCUGUGGCUGGAUUGUACUUGGCCCUUACCAUGAAAAGUUUGAGGGCCUGAGUCGGGUGGCCGAGAGCCUGUUCUCGCUGGUCAACGGCGACGACAUGUACACCACCUUUGCACAGCUGAAGGACAAAAACAGCCUGGUGUGGCUGUUCAGCCGCGUCUACCUCUACUCCUUCAUCUCCCUCUUCAUCUAUAUGGUGCUCUCGCUCUUCAUCGCCCUCAUCACAGACGCCUACGACACCAUCAAGAACUACCAGAAGAAUGGUUUCCCCAUGACAGACCUGCAGAGGUUCCUGAGAGAGCAGAAGGAUUUCCCCCCUAGUGAGGAGGGCAGCGAGAUGGACACAGAGACUGGAAUGGGACACCCAGCACUGUGCUGUUGCAGCCGGGCUCCAAGCAAUGAUGACAUCAUACUCAUCAGCUGACAGCAGCCACACCUGGGAAUGUUGGGAGCAGAGGAUGAUUCUGGAAAUUGGGAACCCGGAACUCUGAAAUACAGGAAAGAACCCUGAUGGAAAUACUGUUCAAUAAUAUUUGGGAUCAUGCAGGUUUUAAUAGGCAGAAUUUGGAUACUUUCCACGGAAGCAAAUGUGGAAUAUAAGUGCCAAAUAAAGUUCUUUAUAUUGCCUUUUAAACAUUAAACUAAAAGCCAUGUAUGAUAUCUGCUGGCUCAGAGCCAGUGGCUCUUAGCAAAGAGAAGGAAAAUAUUGAAAGCAAUAAGUAUCCACUCCUCCUCUGAGGAAUGGACGAACCAUCAUGAUAUCAAAAUGAUAGUUAACUAUGUUUUGUUGCUAUACAGUGUUUUACUUUGUUUACAAACAUUGGCGUAAAAAAAAACUAGCUUAUAUUUUGGGUACUAAUGGUGUACGACUGUUGAACUAAGCUCACGAGGCAUUUUCACAUGGACAUUCUUCAGAGGUUUACAGGACCAGAAAGUAAUUUCAGGCAAGCACAGGGAGAGCAUGUCUGCUAUGUGAUUCUGAUGCCCUUCGUAUGUAUGCAACAUCAAUGUGAAACACGUGUAAUUUAUUUUUCGGUGGUUCAUAGAUUUGUAUGUUCAAAAUAAAUCUGUAAAUGCACUACUAAAAAUAAUUUGUCUUUGUCAUUUGUCAAUUAUUUUGUCCAUACAGGUAUUUUGUCCAUUUUGGAAAUACCAUUGUGUCUAAGGCCACCAUUAAUUUUCAGUAAAUAGAAAAGGUAAUGCAGUCACUUGCAAAAGGAAGAAGGUAAAUUACAUAAUCCACUCAUGCUAUGUACUUAGUAAUUGAAUUUAGUAAUUGAACUUUGGAAUAAAGAGCUCAUGACACCUGUAAGCUGCAAAGUCAAUAUUAUUGAAAGAUGAACUGCCUCUACACACAGGCAUGCAUGUCUUCCCUGUAUCGUAAAGAUAAUCAAAUGUGAGUCUGCCUUUCCCAGGUUUAAGACGGCAGGGAAAAGACAAUUUGCAGAAACUGAACCUUGAGUGUGUGACAGAAUAUGAGACAAUGAUAAAGUGGCAUGUAUUAUUCUGUUACAUGCAUUAUUUAGUCAUUUACUUUGACAACAUAGCUGUGUAAUAAAUCCGUUGUGGCUAAGUAUUUCAUGAA
Messenger RNA from Oncorhynchus masou masou (cherry salmon), 2933 nucleotides. RefSeq names its product mucolipin TRP cation channel 2 (gene mcoln2). The transcript has 14 exons. The coding region runs from base 150 to 1772 and encodes 540 amino acids. Lineage: Eukaryota; Metazoa; Chordata; Actinopteri; Salmoniformes; Salmonidae. Gene Ontology annotation, cellular component: membrane. The record is from RefSeq and is a predicted model, not a curated record. Gene Ontology annotation, molecular function: NAADP-sensitive calcium-release channel activity.